CUAAGGUUAGUGCUUCAGGCCACGGCUGUUCCCGUGGGUGCCGUGAGAGCGCUGGAACCGCGUCCCGCUCUUGCUCUUAAGGGCACUGUUCAUCUGCCGCCAAGUUCGAAUCACCUCGCAUCUUCCCUCGCAUCUUCCCUCUCUCACAAUCUCAGCAUGACCUGGGUACUCGGCUGGCCCCUCUACGAUGACGAUGCGAUCGAAAUCGCGAAACAGCACCAUCUCGUCAAGGACCCGAAUGCGCCAGAAUAUCGGUACAUCGAAACAGCCCGGGAAUGGAUCGCAGAUCAAGUCGGCAUAAUACCUACACUCUCCUGUUGGGUCGACAGCUUCCCUGAGCUUGUAUACGCUGCGUAUGUCGCCUACGGGGACAAUCGUUAUCCUCCGACCAAACUCGUCAGCAAGGAAAUCAUAAGCCGCAAGCAACAUCGCCGCCUCGGGCGAGCUAUGCCACUGAGGGAUUUUGGCUGGUACCAGUACGACGAUCCGUCCGGUGUCCUGUAUGAGAAGACGCGUCACGAGAGUGACGAGGACAGUGAUGAGGACAAUGACGAGGACAGUGACGAGGGCAGCGACGAGGGUGACGAUGAAGAUGGCGACAGAGAUGUGUCGAUGAAUAAUACCAGCGAUGAGGAAGAUCGCGAAGAAGACAGUGUCGAGAGUGACAAUGAGACGGUAACCGAUGGUGCGGUCUCGAAGUUGGACUUUCUCCCAGAGGACUCCGGAAGCUUUGAGGCAGCGAAGUCACUGCCUAAGGACUUCGGUGAGUGUGUCGCACAUAGUCUGAGAUCAUCCAUACUAACCGCUGGGUACUGCGUAGAUGCAUGUUGCACCAUUGCCGAGCCGCAGCCUUGAUACAAGGUCUAUGACUCUGCCUUCUCUCGUCGCACCAUCAACAUCAUGUAUCACAUCAAGCAACUAUCCUGUAUUACUCUUCCAUUCCCGUUGACGCUGCGUUGUAUUCAGUCUGUACAGCAAUAUCUGUAUAGUAUAUUUGUGCCAAUUCCAUUACAUUCAACUUG
This is a messenger RNA of Fomitopsis serialis, 1022 nucleotides long. RefSeq lists its product as uncharacterized. NCBI's taxonomy places the organism in Eukaryota, Fungi, Basidiomycota, Agaricomycetes, Polyporales, Fomitopsidaceae. The transcript has 2 exons. The coding region runs from base 157 to 855 and encodes 232 amino acids. The record is from RefSeq and is a predicted model, not a curated record.